Condylura cristata (star-nosed mole) is the source of this 1574-nucleotide messenger RNA. It is a transcript of the gene GPR21, whose product is annotated as G protein-coupled receptor 21. Gene Ontology annotation, biological process: G protein-coupled receptor signaling pathway. Gene Ontology annotation, molecular function: G protein-coupled receptor activity. The record is from RefSeq and is a predicted model, not a curated record. Gene Ontology annotation, cellular component: membrane. NCBI's taxonomy places the organism in Eukaryota, Metazoa, Chordata, Mammalia, Eulipotyphla, Talpidae. The transcript has 2 exons. Bases 496 to 1545 code for a protein of 349 amino acids.
GUUCUGCAGUAAACCGGGCUGAGGCACAUUCCUGCUUUGCAAGGCUUUCUGUUAAGGAUGUUUUGUGGCUUUUGUUUGGAUUGCAGCAUGCAGAAUUACAGCUGUUCAGAGGAGACUCAUUACCACUCCUGCUGAAGCUCCUAAUCUUCCUCCCUUCUCUUCUGCCCCUAAUCCUUAACCUCACUGGCCUGAAGACACUGUACCCAGAGUUUGCCUUAACCCCUUGGUGCUAUGUGUAUGGUAAACCUGGUACUGUGGCCACAUCUGGGACUGGCCAGACAGCUGCUGCUGGGUCUCCCUAGUCCAAGGAGGAUUUAAAGGGGAGUUGCGCGGCAGGCAAUGCGCCAGAGAGCAGCUUCAGGAGCUUGGGGACUAAGGCUCCUCGGGCAUUACCACACACACACAGAGCUGGCCGCAAUGACAGCCGCUGCUCCUUCGCACUGUUGGUGGCAGCCAGGCGGCAGCAUCAAGUGAGAGAGCACUCCUGAGCACAAGAUGAACGCCACCCUGGAUGGCAACCAGAGCAGCCGCCCUUUCUGCCUCUUGGCGUUUGGCUAUUUGGAAACUGUCGAUUUUUGCCUUUUGGAAGUGCUGAUUAUUGUCUUUCUAACUGUAUUGAUCAUUUCUGGCAACAUCAUUGUGAUUUUUGUGUUCCACUGUGCACCGUUGUUAAAUCACCACACUACAAGUUACUUUAUCCAGACUAUGGCCUAUGCUGACCUCUUGGUCGGGGUCAGCUGCCUGGUUCCUUCCUUGUCACUGCUCCACUACCCACUUCCAGUAGCCGAGUCUCUGACAUGUCAGGCAUUUGGCUUUGUAGUGUCGGUGCUGAAGAGCGUCUCCAUGGCCUCUCUGGCCUGUAUCAGCAUCGACAGAUACAUCGCCAUCACUAAGCCUUUGACCUAUAACACCCUGGUCACGCCCUGGAGACUGCGCCUGUGCAUUUUCCUCAUCUGGCUGUACUCCACCCUGGUCUUCCUGCCCUCCUUUUUCUACUGGGGCAAGCCUGGAUAUCAUGGAGAUGUGUUUCAGUGGUGUGCCGAGUCCUGGCACACCGACCCCUACUUCACCCUGUUCAUCGUGAUGGUGUUGUAUGCCCCCGCCGCCCUUGUUGUGUGCUUCACCUAUUUCAACAUCUUCCGCAUCUGCCAGCAGCACACUAAGGAGAUCCGCGACAGGCAAGCCCGCUUCGGCAGCCAGAGUGGGGCGGCUGGGGAGGUGCAGGCCUGUCCCGACAAGCGUUAUGCCAUGGUCCUGUUCCGAAUUACAAGUGUGUUUUACACCCUCUGGUUGCCAUACAUCAUCUAUUUCUUACUGGAAAGCUCCACCGGCCACAGCAGCCGCUUUGCGUCCUUCUUGACCACCUGGCUCGCUAUUAGUAACAGUUUCUGCAACUGUGUCAUUUACAGUCUCUCUAACAGUGUCUUCCAAAGGGGACUGAAACACCUCUCAGGGGCCAUGUGUACUUCCUGUGCAAGUCAGACCAUAGGCAAAGAUCCGUACACAGUUAGGAGCAAAGGUGACCUUCAUGGAUGCCACAGCUGAAGAGAUUCAGUGACUGGGUUACUCUGUGU